Messenger RNA from Strongylocentrotus purpuratus (purple sea urchin), 3453 nucleotides. RefSeq names its product 25S rRNA (cytosine-C(5))-methyltransferase nop2 (gene nop2). NCBI's taxonomy places the organism in Eukaryota, Metazoa, Echinodermata, Echinoidea, Camarodonta, Strongylocentrotidae. Gene Ontology annotation, molecular function: rRNA (cytosine-C5-)-methyltransferase activity; RNA binding. Gene Ontology annotation, biological process: maturation of LSU-rRNA; rRNA base methylation. The record is from RefSeq and is a predicted model, not a curated record. Gene Ontology annotation, cellular component: nucleolus. The coding region runs from base 266 to 3016 and encodes 916 amino acids. The transcript has 16 exons.
ACGUUUCAAUGGGAUGUCGGUGAACUUGUACUUAUGACGGUCUCAUGAGACGCUGCCCUGUUGAUCUUGUAGUUCCGAGAAACGACCCCCAUAAUGCCUGUGUGUGUACUUACUUUGAUUUUUUUUCCUUUUCCAUUUGCUUACUUCACGACACAGUAUAUAUAUUAAAACGUGCGCACGUGCACAAAAAUUUACUGUUCCUUUGCUUCGCCUAGACUUCGAGUCUCCACAGUCGACAAGUUGGUUAAUUUAGCUGUAUUUCAAAAUGGGUAGGAAAAAGGACAGAUCGGAGCUGGGCAAAAAUAGAGGACCCGGUCGUAAAGCCCGUAAACAGGAGGAACCCUCUUUGCCACGCCAUUUGACGAAAUCAUCUGAAGCGGGUCAAUCUAAGUCAUCCAGCAGGCGUGCAAGGAUAAGAGCAGCAAAGAAAGCAGAUAAACAGAGUGGUUUGAAGAGACUGGCUCAGGGACCUAAGAGGGCGCCAUUGGUCGAGAUAGAGGAAUCUAACAGCGAAGAUGACUUCGAUGAUGACAUGAGCGACGUGGAAGAAGACCAAGACCUCCAGAUGAAGUCCGAGAAGAAUCCCGGGACCAAAGGAAAGAAGUCGAUAAAGCAGCAAGUUGAAGAGGAGGAUGAUGAAGAUGAUGACUACGAGGACGAUGAGGAAAGUGAAGAGGAAGAAAUAGUGAGCAAGACGAGCUCUAAACAACUGAAAGGGAGGACUAGCAGUAAAUCAAGUAAUGCUCCUCAGAAAAACUUGAAGAAAGCUAAGCAGCAGUCAGAAGAGGAGGAAGAUAGUGAUGAUGACUUUGAUGAAGAUGACGAUGAGGAAGAUGACGAUGAGGAAGAUGACGAUGAAGAGGAUGAUGAGGAGAUGGAGCUUAGCAUGGCCGACAAGAAAGGAGGAGCAAAGAAAGGUUUCACUGACCAGAACCAAGCUUGGCUCACACCAACGAGGAAGUCCAAACUUGCCUUGGGGUCAUCAGAUGAAGACGACGAGGAUGACGACGACGAGGACGAUGAAUAUGAGGAUGGAGAUGAUGAGGAAGGAGACAGCGAGGAGGAGGAUGAUGAUGAGUUGCUUGAUGAUGAUUUUGGUGGUGCCGAUUCAGAUGACAGUGAUGAUGAUGACGAUGAUGAAGGCGACGAUGACGAGGGGGACAUGCUUCCUAUAGAGAAGGCAUCUAAGAAACUGGACAAGAAGAUCAAACGAGACAAGAAACUUGCAGAGGAUGAGUUGCAGAUCAGCAUCUCGCAGACGGAAACGUUUCAGCUUCCAAGCGGUGAAGAGAUUGAGAAAGAAGCGUCCGAGCCCACUGAUCUGAGCAUGGUCCAUCAGAGGAUCAAGGAGGUCAUGGAGGUACUCGGUGACUUCAAGAACAGGAGAGAAGAGGACAGAUCUCGCCAGGAGUAUGUGACCAUGCUACGACAGGACCUUAUGACCUACUACAGCUACAAUGAAUUCCUCAUCACGAAGAUCAUGGACCUCUUUCCUCUUUCAGAGCUGAUAGAGUUCCUCGAGGCCAAUGAGGUAGCAAGACCUGUGACUAUCAGGACCAACUCACUCAAGACCAGGAGAAGGGACCUGGCCCAGGCUUUGAUCAACCGAGGAGUCAAUCUAGAUCCAGUCGGUAAAUGGACAAAAGUUGGACUGGUUAUCUACGAUUCAGCUGUCCCUGUUGGUGCUACACCCGAGUACAUGGCUGGUCACUACGUCCUUCAAGGUGCGUCCAGUUUCCUACCGGUCAUGGCUCUCGCCCCUCACGAGGGUGAGAAGAUCCUGGACAUGUGCGCCUCACCGGGCAGCAAGACGACAUAUAUAGCUGCUCUGAUGAAGAACACAGGAAUGCUGUUUGCCAAUGAUGCUAAUAAGAAGAGGGUUAGCGCCCUCGUGGGUAACCUUCAUAGAUGUGGGAUCACUAAUACCGUCAUCUGCAACGAAGAUGGAAAGUCAUUCCCUAAGGUAAUGGGUGGCUUUGACCGAGUGCUGCUGGACGCUCCCUGCAGUGGUACAGGGGUCAUCGCCAAGGAUACAGCGGUCAAGCUGAGUAAGGAUGAGGGGGACAUCCAGCGGUGCUCUCACCUUCAGAAGGAGCUCAUCCUAGCAGCGAUUGAUUCUAUCGAUGCUAACUCUAAGACAGGAGGAUACCUCGUCUAUUCUACAUGCUCUAUCAUGGUUGAAGAGAAUGAAUGGGUGGUUGAUUAUGCCCUCAAGAAGCGUAACGUCAGACUGGUACCAACGGGAAUAGACUUUGGGCAGGAUGGAUUCUCAAGGUUCAAAGCCCGUCACUUCCAUCCGUCCCUGAAGCUGUCUAGACGUAUCUAUCCUCACACUCAUAACAUGGAUGGUUUCUACUUCGCUAAGCUCAAAAAACUAUCCAAUAAGAUCCCAGAUUCUGAGAAGAAAGAGUCUGAGCCAGCGAAUGAUGGGGACAACACAGAACCGGUAGAGAUAAAGGGAGAGGAGGAGCAAGUAACCAUGGAAACCCCUCCAAAAUCAGGCAAAGGAGGAAAGAAGAACCAGAUGAAAGGAUCACCCAAGAAACAGAAUGGAAAGAUGAAGGAUGGACAGAAGGGAAAGGUUGAUGAAGGGAAGGGACAAGGAGGGAAUGGAAAGGGAAAGAAGAGGACAAUGUCACCUGCAGUCCAAAAGAGGAAUAAGAAAAGGAAAGAUGGAAAAUCAGGUUCCUCCUCUGAUGUUGCCGAGUCCAAAGAAGAGGAGAGCCCCAAAGUGCCCAAAUCAUCAAAGGGGAAGAAAGGAGUAAAGCAAGGAAAAGAAAGUGAGAAGGAAGCGGUUAAGGUAACUGUUGAUAGUAAGGAAGAAGGAAAGAAGGAUCAGGGAGACAAGACGACAAAGAGCGGAUGGAAAGUCUCGGUCAUGAAGAAGAAAAAGAUGAACGUGACACCUAAAGGGGGUGCUCCGAGGCCUAAGAGCUUUGGUGGAAAGGGAGCAAGCAGCGCAGCCUUCAGGAAAGAGAAGAAAAAGAAGAGAAAUUCAGCUGGGUCUGCAGACUGAGAUUACUCUUUUUAAUCAUGAUCAUCAAGAAGCUGAUCAUUUCCUUCAAUAUCAGGGACUUUGCUAUCACACAAGACCCUCUCUGUAGGAGUCCAUCCAUGUAGACAGAGUUUUAUUUUCUAGCAAAUUGCUUGAUGCGAGUUAAUUUCUUCCAAGUACUAAGGAUCAUCUUGUUUGUUUAGAUCCAGAAGGAUGUCUGUUCUUUGUAGAAGCAUAUGAGUUGAUACCCAUCUGGAUCUCAGUAGACGAUGUGCGUUUUUUCAAGUUCCACAGAAUGUCAGCUUUUAAAAAACUAUAUGUGACAAAUUGUGGGAAUUUGUACAUUUUAUUAUGAUGAAACACUAAUGUUGUUUCUAAUGAGUUGAGUCCUAACUUUUUUAGAUUUUAUGUUGUAAAAAAACAUAUGUUGUACCACGAUGCUCAAAACAGUUUUCCUG